Messenger RNA from Camellia sinensis, 717 nucleotides. RefSeq names its product C2H2 and C2HC zinc fingers superfamily protein. Gene Ontology annotation, cellular component: U12-type spliceosomal complex. Lineage: Eukaryota; Viridiplantae; Streptophyta; Magnoliopsida; Ericales; Theaceae. The record is from RefSeq and is a predicted model, not a curated record. Gene Ontology annotation, molecular function: nucleic acid binding; zinc ion binding.
CCUAUAGUUACUCGAGGGAGAGGGGGAGAGAGAGAGAGAGAGUGAGAGAGAGAGAAUGCCGUUGGGGAAGUAUUACUGCGAUUACUGUGAGAAACAAUUCCAGGACACUCCAUCAGCUAGGAAGCGCCAUCUCCAGGGCGUCCAGCACCAGCGAUCCAAAGCUCUCUGGUACAAUAAUAUUAAUAAUAAUUCCUUACGAGAUGCCAAUCAACAGUUUCAUCCAGACUCCUUUGGGAGAGGACUCUGCAAUCGCUUCCUCAGAACGGGAUCAUGCCCGUAUGGGGAUUCUUGUAAAUAUUUCCACCCCAAGCAAAACUUAGGCGUACCAGAUAACAUUCAGUCACCACUUAUUCCUGAGAGUCAACUAGCUGGAGGACCACCUUUUCCAGGAGGUGUGGUCGGGGAUGGUAUGGGAAUUUCACUGGGUAAUCUACCUCCAUCAUUGAAGCCGCCCCCAGAGGGUGGAUAUCCAACAUUUCCCUAUAUCGAUUGGGGAUAGCUCUGCUGUUUUUAUUUCUUACUUUUAUUUUUUUUGUCACUUGCAUCCAUCCUUUGUCUCUGCUAGACCACUUUCUUUUCAGUAUGGUUAGCAAUGGCAUUUCGUUUUGCAGUGUAUAACCUACAGCUAGUUGUAGAUGAAGGAACUCUCAUGUAUGUUUCAUUUUAAAUGGGUAUGUAGCUUACCCUAUAAUUUAUGUUGGAGUUCUUGAAGUGAAA